AACCACUUUACAAAAUUACUCUCCAUGCAAGAAUGUCAUUGCAGGCUUUCAGGUAAAUCAAUCUGUCCUCUCUCAGAUAAAACUUCACCACUGUACCCAAAUUCUUGAUUUUGAAUGGACACAACAAAGCUAUUAUCUCUGUUAAGAACAAGCAUUAGCUCUAAGUCACUGUUAAAAGACAAACUAAUCCACAAACAAGUAGUCACUUGAGGCCUCCAAAACAGCAUAGCCUUGUGCAAAAACCUCAUCAACUUCUAUUUCUCUUGCCACUACUAUCACUAUGCCAAGCUUAUUUUCAAAACCUUAGAAGAUUCGUUAGACCUUUCUUUAUGGAAUGUCCUCAUGGCUGCUUAUGCCAAAAACUAUAUGUUCAUUGAAGCCCUUGAGGUUUUUGAUAGGUUAGUGCUGCACCCAUUUUUGAAACCCGAUAGUUACAAAUACCCAAGUGUGUUAAAGGCUUGUGGUGGAUUAGGAAGAGUUAGUUAUGGCCAAUUGAUUCAUACCCAAUUGAUAAGAACAGGGUUUGUAUUGGAUGUUGUUGUCGUUAGCUCUCUUGUGGGGAUGUUUGCAAAGUGCAAAAGGUUUGAUUAUGGGAUUAAGGUGUUUGAUGAAAUGUCUGAGAGAGAUGUUGCGAGUUGGAAUACUGUUAUUUCUUGUUAUUACCGAGAGGGUCAAGCUGGGAAAGUGCUGGAAUUGUUUGGAAAGAUGAGGGAUUCUGGGUUUGAGCCCAAUUCGGUGACGUUAACAAUGGUUAUUUCAUCGUGUGCAAGGCUUUUGGAUUUGGAAAGAGGGAAGGAGAUUUAUGAGGAAUUUGUGAAAGAUGGGAUUGCUUUUGAUAGUUAUGUUGGUUCUGCUCUUGUGGACAUGUAUGGCAAAUGUGGUUGUUUGGAGAUGGCUAGAGAGGUUUUUGACCGAAUGCCAGUGAAAAAUGUUGUUGCUUGGAAUGCGUUGAUAGCAGGAUACAGUUCAAAAGGUGAUAGCAAAUCAUGCAUUGAGCUUUUUAGGAGGAUGAAUGAGGAAGGAGUUAAGCCAACUCUUAUUACAAGGAGUUGCACAUUAAUGUCUUGUACUAGAUCAGCCAAACUUGAACAUGGUAAAUUUGUACACGGAUAUUUAAUAAGAAACAGAAUACAAGCUGAUAUUUUUAUUAAUAGCUCACUUAUCGAUCUUUAUUUUAAAUGUGGAAGUGUUAGCUCAGCUGAAAAUGUCUUUGAUAAGAUGAGCAAGACAAAUCUAGUUUCUUGGAAUGUUAUGAUAUCAGGAUAUGUGACAGUUGGUGAUUAUUUUAAAGCCCUUACUCUCUAUGGUGGCAUGAAAGAAAGUGAUGUAAAACCAGAUGCUGUAACAUUCACUAGUGUCUUACCAGCAUGUUCACAGCUAGCAGCCUUAGAAAAGGGAAAAGAGAUCCACAAGUAUAUUGUUGAGAGUGAGCUAGAAACCAAUGAAAUAGUCAUGGGGGCUGUCAUUGACAUGUAUGCUAAAUGUGGUGCUGUGGAUGAAGUGUUUAAUGUAUUUAAUAAAUUACCAGAGACGGAUCUUGUGUCAUGGACUUCUAUGAUCACUGCUUAUGGGUCUCAUGGUCAAGCUUUAGAGGCUUUAAGGCUUUUUGAUGAAAUGCAGAAAUCCGAUGCAAAACCAGACAACGUUACUUUCCUUGUAGUUUUAUCAGCUUAUAGCCAUGCUGGAUUGGUUGAUGAAGGUUGUAAUUAUUUCAGUCAAAUGACCUCUAAAAUUGAACACUACUCGUGCUUGAUUGAUCUUCUUGGAAUUGCUGGAAGAUUACACGAAGCUUACCAAAUUCUACAGAGCACAUCAGAGAUCAAGGAGGAUGUUGGGCUGUUAAGCACACUAUUUUCUGCAUGCCAUCUGCACCAAGAUAGAGAACUGGGACAGAAGAUUGCAAAAUUGCUCAUUGAGAAGGACUCUGAUGAUCCAUCAACUUAUAUUGUCUUGUCGAACAUGUAUGCAUCUGUCAAGAAAUGGGAUGAAAUACGAAAGCUAAGAUUAAAAAUGAAAGAGCUUGGUUUGAAGAAGAACCUUGGUUAUUGCUGGAUUGAGAUUGGAAAAAGGAUUCAACCUUUCUAUGUAGAAGAUAAGACCCAUCCGCAGGCGGAGAUGGUAUAUGAAUGUCUUAUGAUUUUGGGAGGAAGAUGAGUUGCAGCCCUCUUAGAAGUCAGCUAGAAAAUGCACUUCUAUCAGCACAAAGGCUCCUUGUGCAAGAUGGUUGACAUGAAAUUCGUGUCGAGAAUUCUACAGACAUGAUUUAACAAGGGGAAAAUAAAGGAAUGCAAAAACUCUUGGAGCAUUUGAUCCACUUUCUAAAGUUUAGUCUGCACAAAAGGCAGAACACGAACGCCUGAACUUAUGUCAGUGACAGCACCUAAAUUGAUGUUCAACAAGGAGAGCAUUAUAAAUGAAAGUAUGAUAUAGUAUGAUUGAGACAUCAGACAUCCCCCUAUUUGAUUGAUUGAAGCUAGUUCAGUCAAGCAAAUGCUUCCUCCAAACAAACCAUUAAAGGAAAGGCUAAGAAAGAUUCUGGCUGAAAACCAGGAAUCCUGAAGAAAAUGGCCUCAUUCUUGAAUGAUUUCCUUCAUUUUCCCAAAAAAUCUUACCAAGUCAUUUGUUAAGAAAUUUUAAUGUUCUUUGUAAAGCUGCAAAUGAUACACCAAU
Molecule: messenger RNA, 2670 nt
Organism: Pistacia vera
Lineage: Eukaryota; Viridiplantae; Streptophyta; Magnoliopsida; Sapindales; Anacardiaceae
Product: pentatricopeptide repeat-containing protein At5g27110-like
Biological process (GO): RNA modification
Molecular function (GO): RNA binding; protein binding
Source: RefSeq, a predicted model, not a curated record